Papaver somniferum (opium poppy) is the source of this 1339-nucleotide messenger RNA. Its product is annotated as transcription factor FER-LIKE IRON DEFICIENCY-INDUCED TRANSCRIPTION FACTOR-like. The record is from RefSeq and is a predicted model, not a curated record. NCBI's taxonomy places the organism in Eukaryota, Viridiplantae, Streptophyta, Magnoliopsida, Ranunculales, Papaveraceae. Gene Ontology annotation, molecular function: sequence-specific DNA binding; protein dimerization activity; DNA-binding transcription factor activity. The transcript has 3 exons. The coding region runs from base 70 to 1125 and encodes 351 amino acids. Gene Ontology annotation, cellular component: nucleus. Gene Ontology annotation, biological process: regulation of DNA-templated transcription.
UUCUUAACUUGAAAUAGUGCUUGCUUACGUUCAUUUCAUUAUAGAGUGAAAAACAAAGAGAAACUAGCAAUGGACAUUAGUAAUCUUCAACCAUUUCAACAACAAACAUCCAAUAUGCACAGUAACGAUUUUGAUCUUCAUGAGUUCAUCAACCAUGUGAGUUUCGAAGACUUCAUCGAUCAAGUUAGAGAGGAUUUCAUCGAACCCAUCAUAGAUUACGGGACAAAUUAUUAUCAUGAUCAUGGCAAUUUUCAUCAGCAACAACAAGUUGACAAUGAGCUUAUGUACUUCAAUGAUGGUGCUAGGUGUAAUAACAACCAGCUCUUUCCAACUCCGGGAGACUUGUUCGAAUUGAUCAAUAGUUACUCCGCUGCUGGGAGUACUACUACCACUACCUCUGACCCUGUCUCGGCGAAUCCCAAUGUUGCAGCGCCAUCAUUUAGUUCUAUUGACAUCGACGCAGUACUAGACGAAGAUGAAGAGAAUGAAGGAGACGACUAUUCAUCCGGAACCACAUCUACGCGACCAUCAUCAUCAUCUUCCAAGCGGACUUCAUCUGUUGAUAAUUCGAGAAUUUUAGGCACGGAGCGAAGAAGGAGAGUCCAAAUGAAGCAUAACCUUUACACUUUACGCGCUUUGGUUCCUAACAUCACCAAGAUGGAUAAAGCAUCAAUCAUCGGAGAUGCGGUUUCGUAUGUUCAAGAUUUACAAAAGGAAGCGAAGAGAUUAAAAACUGAAAUAGCAGAACUUGAACCAACGUUGACGAAUCAAAUAGAGAAAUACAAAAACUUAGUUGAGAAUCCGGAAAAGAACCGAACUUCUGAUCAUAACAAGGAGCAUCAAAUUUGCAAGAAAAUAUUGAAGAUGGAUGUAUUUCAAGUAGAAGAAAAUGAGUUUUAUAUAAGAAUAGUUUGCAACAAAGGAGAUGGUGUUGCGGUAUGUCUAUACAAAGCUCUUGAAUCAUUAACUUCCUUCGAUGUUCUAAGUUCGAAAUUUGCAACAUUUCCUGAUAAAUUGGAUUUUACCUUCACACUUAAUGUUAAAGAAUGUGGAGGGAAAAUGAUGAACCUAUCAAAUAUGAAGCUAUGGCUGAAUGAAGCUCUUUUGAAUCAGGGAUUUGUGUGAAAAUUAGGCGAGUCCUUUUGUCGCGUUAACAUUGUUAUUUGUUACAAUCGAGUGAACAAUUAACUGUGUAAAAAGUGCAGACCCGUAGAGUAAACCAUUGGGCUGUACGUGGGCAACGCACUUAUGUUUAAAAUCGUGGAUUUAUUCUUCGUUUGUUAUUAUUUUUUAGAAUUAUGGAUUAUUAAUCCGGAAUAAAAACGAUUUAAUUGUUCAC